Daphnia pulicaria is the source of this 2883-nucleotide messenger RNA. Its product is annotated as plasmolipin-like. Gene Ontology annotation, cellular component: membrane. The record is from RefSeq and is a predicted model, not a curated record. Bases 987 to 1535 code for a protein of 182 amino acids. The transcript is spliced from 5 exons. NCBI's taxonomy places the organism in Eukaryota, Metazoa, Arthropoda, Branchiopoda, Diplostraca, Daphniidae.
UUUGACAGAAAAGAUUGAUUCAGCGAAUGAAAAGAAAGAGAAUUAGAUGGUCAGAACGAGGUAAAUCCAUUCAAUCCAGCCUAACUGAUUGGGCGGUUUGCGAUGUCCGUACGGCUUGCUGGGCUGACGACAGUUGGGGUCGAGUAGUGGGAGACCUUGGGUUCCCGACGACGGCAAAACCAGAAAUUCACAUCGAGCAUUGGUAAAAUGGUACGAUUCAUUGCUGUCCAUCACUGAUGACAUUGAUCCGGCGAAUUCUGGAUUAUAAUCCUGUCUAGUGUAUCUCCAACCGCCCAAAUUGGAAUCGCAGAUGUAUUGCGGCUUAUUUUCGUCUUCUUUUACCCUAUUCCCCCAAAAUGUCUUUAUGAUGGUUUCAAAGAAAGUAAGCAUGAUUUGACUUUCUUCAAUUCUUUUCCAAUCAUCUCAUGUCUUAUUGACCUAUUUAUAAAUGAAGUAAACCAAUACCACAUUUGCGUUCCAUUUGGAGCACGGAUUCGUACAGUUUCUAUUUUAGAAUUGAGGAGAUUUCAAUUUAAAUUCUUUGAUUGUUGAAAUAAAUUAAAUAACGCACAUUUUUCAAUCCAGGCCAAUUCGAUCAAUUAAUUAAAUUUUCCUCGUUUUGCCGAUUUUGUUCUCCGUUUUUUCAAAAACACCAAAAAACUUGUACGGCCCAAAAUCUAGGUUUCGUAAACGAGGUUGUUAUUUUUACCGCUAGGUGGUGCUGGCGUUGCUGCCAUGCGCAGAUAUAUGCGUGAUGAUGUUUCUUUCCUCCUCCCCCAAGUUCCCGCUUUGCCACCCCACUGAGAAAACACUCUACGUUCAUACGUUGACGGCUUGACGGUUGCGUGUGUUUAGAUUCUCUCAACAAAGCACAAGUUUUUUUUAGUGAAUCGUCAAAUAGUGAUCCUGUGCCUAGUCAAGUGUUAUUUCAAUUCAGCAGCAGCAGCAGCUGGAAACUACAAGUAUCAACAAGGAAUUAAGAGAAGAUGGCUGAAACAGGAUUUCCUGGAACCUACUCGACGACGACCGUCACACAGACGGCUACCACAGUCACCACUAAUAUCCGCUUUGAUCCAUCCUACAUCCGUACUAUUCCGGGCAUGUUGAAAAUAGCCAUUAUGGUUUUAAAUAUUCUCGGUUUUAUCUGCGUGAUGGUUUCGGAAGUGAAUUGGCACUCGAGGGCCAACUGGUUCAACUUUUGUGCGAUGGGAGGCUUUUGGAUCACGGGCAUCUUAUUGGCCUUCUACCUCUUUCACGUCAUCGAGAAGCUUUAUUUCGUUCCCUGGAUUAUGGUGGAGAUGGGCUAUUGUGGCCUGUGGUGUUUCUUCAUGCUUACUGCUUCGGCUGCAUGCGCUGCUCAAGGCAGCCUCUUUGAAGCUUGGGCUGCCGCUUCGUUCUUUGGAUUCAUUUCCAUGAUUGUCUACGGAGUCGACGCUUUCUUCAAAUUCAAGGGCUGGCGCGCAGGAGAAAUUGCUCAGGGCGAACGAGUCCGAAGCGUCCAAAAGAGCGAAACCGUAGGCACUCCUGCCUAUUAACCUGCUAACAAUUCUUUACGACGAAAAAAAAGAAGAAAAAACAGCCCAUCACCUUCCAUACUUCCCUCCUUUCGGUCAUAUGCAAAUUCAAUUUACUACACAGCGUGAUCGAGAAACUAUUUCCGUUCACUUUUCCCAAUAGCCUCCACCGUUAAAAUUCAAUCCAAUGGAACUCGGCAGCUUUUUUUUUUACAUUCUAGAAAGGCAUUUCUGGACCCCCUCUUAUCGUUGUAGCAGCUUGUUGGCCACUCAACAUGUGUUCCAUUUAGCCACCAUUUUACACUGAGUAUUUGCUCGUUUUUUAACCAUGUGUGUUGCGUAUGCGUGGAAAGGCAGCUGUUUUUCUGUUAGUUUCCCCCACACUCGAUUUUUUUUUCCUCAUUACUAAUGUACCGCGCCUUCUGGCAGAGAAAAGCUAGUGAUCGGAAUUUUAGUCUAUCGUUUAGGUAUUUUUUCCCCUCUCAUCCUGUGAGGGGUGUAGGUCCAACGAAAACAUUUCUUUUUCUCUCAAAACUGCAGAGUCUUUUUUCCGUUGAUUUCUCGCAGUCAAAAAAUGGUUGAUUCAUUCUCUCUCCAGUCGGCUUGAUCUUUCCCUCGUCAUCACAGGGAAUAAACAUUUGAAUUUUUGUGGGGAAUUACAAAUAGCUUGAAGCUUCCACCGCCUAUCCGAAUCUAUUUUAUAUCAAUUGCUUCACAUGUAAUAAUAUUCGGAUGACAAUUCUAUGAAAUAGCUUUCAUCGUUUCGUGGUUAAUUCUUCGAGUAAAUUUCAUUCAAGCGAACAGUGCCCCGAUAGACCGACUCCCGAUGUUUCUCUUUUCCCAAUUUUAGUCGUCUUUAUGAUAUUCCCUAUUUUGGUUUGUCUCAGUCCCCUUCCCUGGCCUCCUACUCGCAUGAUCUCAUCUGUGUGUAAGUGUGUGUGUAUUUUUUAAGGCUGGGCAUUUAGAUGCCACCAUUCGCAGGACUGAGAAUUUAGUCUCUUCCCAUCAUCACCGGUACAUCGCAGCUUUAUAAUAGUUAAAAGAAAACAAACUGGGAAUUCAAAAAUUUCCGGUUCAAGUAUUACGUGAGAAAUCCAAAUGCCUGUUUCACAGCAGCGACAUUUCCUUUUUUCCCGACAUUUUGAGUUUUUUUUUUUUUUUUUUCGUUUUCUCUCCAUUCAAUAUUCCUAAAUUCAUAUCCUGUAUGUAUGUGUGUGUGUGCGUGUGUGUUGAUUAUAGAAAUUUGUUGGGGUGGCAGAGACCAAAAAAAAAAAAAAGAGACAAAGGUCACGGAAAAGUAAAACAAACGAGAUUGUACUAUUACAAUCAUCAAUAAGAGAAAUAAAUACACUCCCCACCUCCCGCGCGA